This is a messenger RNA of Torulaspora delbrueckii, 405 nucleotides long. RefSeq lists its product as uncharacterized. The transcript has a single exon. Gene Ontology annotation, cellular component: extracellular region. Bases 1 to 405 code for a protein of 134 amino acids. The record is from RefSeq and is a predicted model, not a curated record. NCBI's taxonomy places the organism in Eukaryota, Fungi, Ascomycota, Saccharomycetes, Saccharomycetales, Saccharomycetaceae. Gene Ontology annotation, biological process: mating.
AUGAAAUUUUUCAAUACUAUUCUAUCUACUACUUUAUUCACUUAUGUUGCAUUGGCUGCUCCAGUUGAAAGCGAUCCUGUAAACAUUCCAAGUGAGGCUAUUCUAGGCUACAUGGAUUUUACAGAGGAUCAGGAUGUUGGUGUAGUUGCUUAUACCAACAGUACUUUCAGCGGACUGAUAUUUUUCAAUUCUAGUAUUAUUGAAACUAAAGACUUGACAAAGAGAGAUGCAGAGGCUGGUUGGAUGAGGCUAAGAUUGGGUCAACCCCUGAAGAAGAGAGACGCAGACGCAGACGCAGAUGCAGGUUGGAUGAGAUUAAGUCCCGGUAAACCAAUGAAGAAAAGAGAGGCUGACGCUGAUGCAGAAGCAGGAUGGAUGAGACUGCGUAUAGGCCAACCAUUGUAA